Colletotrichum higginsianum IMI 349063 is the source of this 1662-nucleotide messenger RNA. RefSeq names its product Short chain dehydrogenase reductase. The transcript is spliced from 4 exons. NCBI's taxonomy places the organism in Eukaryota, Fungi, Ascomycota, Sordariomycetes, Glomerellales, Glomerellaceae. Bases 1 to 1662 code for a protein of 553 amino acids. The record is from RefSeq and is a predicted model, not a curated record.
AUGUCCAGAUACGCUGCCGUCCACCAAAACCCCCAAGGCAUGGGCGACGCCCGUCCCACGGCCCUGCAAAUCGUCGAGGACGAAGGCCUCGUCGGAAAGCUCGUCGGCAAGACGGCCCUCGUGACGGGCGCCAACCAGGGCAUCGGCCUCGAGACCGCCCGCGCCCUCUACGCGGCCGGCAUGACUGUCUUCCUGGGCGUCCGAAGCCUCGAAAAGGGCCAGCGGGCCAUCGAGGACAUCACGGCCUCGGCGACCGCAGACGCCAAAGGCGCGCUGCGCCUCGUCGAGAUGUCCCUCGACAGCCUCGACUCGGUGCGGAGCGGGGCGAAACACUUCCUCGCCCAGAGCGAGGGCCGCCUGAACAUCCUGAUCCUCAACGCGGGCAUCAUGGCCGACGCCAAGACGAAGACGGCCGACGGCUUCGAGUCGCACCUCGGGACCAACCACGCCGGCCACUUCCUCCUCUUCCAGCUCCUCAAGGAAUCCCUGCUCGCCUCCGCGACGCCGGCCCUCAACUCCCGCGUCGUGGCCGUCGCCUCGAUGGCGCACCGCGCGAGCGAGAUCCGCUUCCACGACCUCCACUUCGACGAGGCCGGCGCCUUCGAGCAGCAGCCCCUCGCCGCGUACGGCCAGUCCAAGACGGCCAACAUCUACACGGCGAACGAGAUCGACCGGCGCUACGGCCCCCGCGGCCUGCGCGCGCUCUCGGUGCACCCGGGCGCCAUCCCGACGGAGAAGGCGCGGGACCGGAUGGCCUCCCUCCCGCCCGAUUUCUACGUCAAGGCCCUGCAGUUCACGAAACGGGUACACAGAGAAGAGUACCCGGCCAUCGACCCCGCGGACCCCAAGCUCUCCCUGGCGGGCAAGGUCGUCAUCAUCACGGGGGCGAGCCGCGGCAUCGGCGGACAGGGGAUCGUGCCGGCCUUUGCCAAAGCCGGCCCAAAGGCCCUCGUCCUCGUCGCCCGCAACGAGUCGAGGCUCAACACCGUCGCCGACGAGGUCCGGGGGCUCAACGCAGACGUCGAGACGCUGGUAUACCCCGUCGACAUGGCGGACGCGGCGGGCGUCGCGGCGCUCUUCGACAGGGUGAAGGCGACGUACGGCCACGCCGACGUGCUGGUGAACAACGGUGCCGUGCAGACGGCGCUCGACACAAUCGCGACGAGCGACCCCAAAGUCUGGAUGGACGACCUGACGACCAACGUCGCCGGCGCCUUCUACCCGACCUUCCACUUCCUCCGCUCCCUCCCGGCAGCGUCCCACGGCACCAUUGUCAACGUGACCACCAUCGCGCACUGGGUCGUGCCGGGCAUGAGCUCGUACCUCCUCGCCAAGCUCGCGAGCCUGCAGCUCGCCGCCCACGUCGCCGCCGAGACGGGCGGCAACGUCACGGCCGUCGGCCUGCACCCGGGGCUCGUCCGCACGGACAUGACGUCGGAAUACUUCCGCCCCUUCGCGCUCGACACGCCCGGCCUGGUGGGCGGGACGGCCGUGUGGCUGUGCUCGGAGGCGGCGAGGUUCCUCGACGGCCGCUUCGUGGCGGCGAACUGGGACGUCGACGACCUGUGGGAGCGGCGGGAGGAGAUCGUGGACAAGGGCCUCUUGAAGAUUGACAUGGCUGGGGAGCUUGGGGCCGAGCAGUUUGUUGAGGCGAGGGGAUGA